AUGCUGCGCAGAAAGGCGGGGGAGUUACUCAAGAAGAGCCCCAACGAUGUGGUCAUUCUAUCUGCAGUACGAAGUCCCAUCACACGGGCGUUUAAAGGUGGUUUCAAGGACCUCUAUCCCGAGGAGAUUUUGAUGCCAGUCAUGCAAGCAGCCGUCCAACGAGCCAACAUCGAGCCUGGCCAAGUUAACGACGUCCUCAUCGGCAACGUCCUGGCAGAGCUAGGCUUCGCCAAAACCGGUCGCAUGGCACUUAAUGCCGCUGGAUUUCCUAAUUCGACUACCUUCCACACUGUCAACCGUCAAUGCUCAAGCAGUCUCCAGGCCAUCACACAUGUUUCCCACUCGAUUCUGGCGGGGCAAAUCGAUGUCGGUCUUGCCGGCGGGGUGGAAAGUAUGUCUCGGAAUUAUGCCACACGAGGAAUUCCCGUGGAUGUGUCGGCAACAAUGAAAGAGUCACCUGUGAAGGAUGCUCGAGACUGUCUUAUGCCGAUGUUGCAGACCUCUGAGAAUGUAGCAUCGCGGUACGGAAUUAGCCGGCGUGAGCAGGAUGAGUUCGCCGCGGAGAGCCAGAGGCGGGCGAGUGAGGCGCAAAAGGCGGGCAGAUUUAAUUCUGAAAUCGUGCCGAUUCGAGCUAGACAUGUCAGUGAGGGUAUUGAUGAGAUUACUUAUCAAAUUGUGGAGCGUGAUGAGGGUGUUCGCCAUGGAGCUACCGUCGAGAAAUUGUCGACUCUCAAGCCCGUUCUGGAAAAUGGCUUCAGCACAGCCGGGAAUUCUUCUCAAAUAUCCGACGGCGCAUCAAGCACUGUCCUCGCUCGCCGGUCCUGGGCCGAUGCUCAUGGCCUGAAGCCUAUCGCCCGCUUUGCAGGUACUCAAAUUGCAGGCUGUUCUCCCGAUGAAAUGGGCAUUGGCCCUAUCUUUGCUAUUCGCAACUUAUACAAAUAUCUCGGAAUUGAAAACAAGGACGUCGAUCUAGUGGAGAUGAACGAGGCAUUUGCCAGCCAGUCAAUUUACUGUCUUCGAGAGUUAGGGAUUGAUAUGAGCAAGACUAAUUGCAACGGUGGAGCUAUUGCACUCGGUCAUCCUGUAGGUGCGACUGGUGCUCGGCAGACUGCUACUCUUCUUGCGGAGCUACAGCGACAGGAUAAGGAGGUUGGGAUUGUGAGCAUGUGUGCUAGUACUGGCAUGGGCGUUGCAUCCCUUUUCAUUCGAGAGUAG
This is a messenger RNA of Penicillium cataractarum, 1215 nucleotides long. RefSeq names its product thiolase family protein. Gene Ontology annotation, molecular function: acetyl-CoA C-acyltransferase activity. Gene Ontology annotation, biological process: fatty acid beta-oxidation; phenylacetate catabolic process. NCBI's taxonomy places the organism in Eukaryota, Fungi, Ascomycota, Eurotiomycetes, Eurotiales, Aspergillaceae. The transcript is spliced from 4 exons. Gene Ontology annotation, cellular component: peroxisome. Bases 1 to 1215 code for a protein of 404 amino acids. The record is from RefSeq and is a predicted model, not a curated record.